Molecule: messenger RNA, 1362 nt
Organism: Adineta steineri
Lineage: Eukaryota; Metazoa; Rotifera; Eurotatoria; Adinetida; Adinetidae
Source: the annotation of a GenBank genome assembly
AUGUUAACAUUUUUGUGUGCUGUAUUUGUUGUUGGAAUUAUUAUAAUGGUCGGUAAAUUACGCCGACCAAAUACAACGCAAAAAUGUGCGCAUAUUGUUGUUCUUGGCGAUCUUGGCCGAAGUCCACGCAUGUGCAAUCAUGCUAUUCAAUUUGAGAAGCAUAAAUUCAAUGUACAAUUGAUUGGUUAUGCAGAAUCAAAACUUGGUCAAACUAUUUCCAACAAUAAUAAUAUUAAUGUAUCAGCUCUUAAACCAUUUCCUCAAAUAGAAGGUUUACCAGCUGUAUUGGUAUAUGGUUUAAAAAUACUUUGGCAAUUUGGUACACUUUUUAUUCGUCUUUGUCAAUUACCUAAACCUGAUGUUAUCUGUGUUCAAAAUCCACCAUCAAUUCCAGCUAUAUUUACAACAUUUUUAGUUGCAAAAAUACGAGGAGCUCGUUUAAUUAUUGACUGGCAUAAUUAUGGAUAUUCAAUGUUAGCAUUAAAACAUGGUGUUAGACAUUGGAUUGUUCAUUUAUGUCAAAAAUAUGAAUUUUUUCUCGGUCAAUUAGCUGAUAUAAAUAUAUGUGUAUCGGAUACAUUUAAACAAAAUCUCGGUGUUCAUUUGAUUAAAGCAUCUGUACUUUAUGAUAAACCUACUGAUCAAUUUCAUAUUUUAACAACAGAAGAAAAACAUCAAAUUUUAAUGAAAAUGUCUACAAAAUAUUCUUAUAAACAAUUUCAAGGAAAAUUAGAUGAUUCAACUCGUUUUACAAGUGAAGAUGAGAAAAAUAAUGUUACAUAUGUUAAAGAUCGACCAGCUAUUCUUGUCAGUAGUACAAGUUGGAGUGAAGAUGAAAAUUUUACAUUAUUAUUUGAUGCAUUAAAACAAUAUGGUUCUGAUGAUACGACUAAUCUACCAUCGAUUGUUUGUAUUGUUACUGGAAAAGGUCCAUUAAAAGAUCAAUUUAUUGAACAAGUUGAACGUGAACGUGAACAAUAUAAACAUAUUGAAUUUUGUUUCCCAUGGCUUGAUGCGGAUGAUUAUCCAUUAUUAUUAGGUUGUGCGGAUCUAGGUGUAUGUCUUCAUCAAUCAUCAAGUGGCUUUGAUUUACCAAUGAAAGUAGUUGAUAUGUUUGCUGUUGGUGUUCCUGUUUGUGCAGUUCAUUAUGAUUGUAUUGGUGAAUUAGUUAGACGUGAUCAAAAUGGAGUUAUUUUUCAAGAUUCACAUGAUUUAUCCGAUCGUUUAGAAAGUUUACUUCGUGGUUAUCCUGACCGGUGUUUGAAAUUGGAAAGUUUAAAAUCCAAUUUAAAAAAUAAUCUAUCAAAUGAAAAUUGGUCAACAGAAUGGGAAACAGUUAUGAAACCGUUGAUUCGUCUAUAG